This is a messenger RNA of Auxenochlorella protothecoides, 270 nucleotides long. Its product is annotated as Peptidyl-prolyl cis-trans isomerase NIMA-interacting 4. Gene Ontology annotation, molecular function: DNA binding; peptidyl-prolyl cis-trans isomerase activity. NCBI's taxonomy places the organism in Eukaryota, Viridiplantae, Chlorophyta, Trebouxiophyceae, Chlorellales, Chlorellaceae. The transcript is spliced from 3 exons. Gene Ontology annotation, biological process: rRNA processing. The record is from RefSeq and is a predicted model, not a curated record. The annotation marks the transcript as partial.
GUCAAGGUUCGGCACAUCUUGUGCGAGAAGCAGAGUAAAGCAUUGGAGGCUCUCUCCCUCAUCCAGGCUGGGGAGCCAUUCGAUAAGGUGGCCAGAGAAGUGAGUGAGGACAAGGCCAGACAAGGAGGCGACUUGGGGUGGAAGACACGCAAGGAGGUUGUCGCAUCCUUUGCUGACGCUGCAUUCGCCCUGAAUGUGGGGGAGAUGACACGGCAACCUGUCCGGACCGAGUUUGGAUAUCACUUGAUCCUCUGUGAGGGGAGGAAGUAG